Oenanthe melanoleuca is the source of this 5854-nucleotide messenger RNA. RefSeq names its product potassium voltage-gated channel modifier subfamily G member 1 (gene KCNG1). Lineage: Eukaryota; Metazoa; Chordata; Aves; Passeriformes; Muscicapidae. Gene Ontology annotation, molecular function: delayed rectifier potassium channel activity. The record is from RefSeq and is a predicted model, not a curated record. Gene Ontology annotation, biological process: regulation of delayed rectifier potassium channel activity; potassium ion transmembrane transport; protein homooligomerization. The transcript has 4 exons. Gene Ontology annotation, cellular component: voltage-gated potassium channel complex; membrane. Bases 399 to 1928 code for a protein of 509 amino acids.
GGCCGUCCCUCCGUGCCGGAGCCGGGCUGGCCGCAGCGGGAGGGGCUCGGCUGCUCCCCGGGAGCGCUCGGCUCGUUGCUGCCCUGCCGCUGGCCCGGCCCCGCCGCCGGGGAGGCUGAGGCGCUCCGGGCUCAUCCGCCGGGCUCGCUCCGUGCUGCUCGGGCUCGCCCUGGCCGGCUCUGCACAGCGCAGGAUGGACGCUCGCCUUUCCAGUUUCUUCCGCCUUGCCUAAGCUGAAGGUAUGUACCACUCCUGGUGUGGUUUAUAAACCCAGCUUCUGAAAAGGAGGGUCCUGUGGCUCAGCAAGUGGCCCUAGCAGGGGGGGUAUCCCUGGGGUGCACAUCCAAGGGAGAAGACACUUGCAGAGGCAGCGAAGGGAUGCAAAGUUGUCUUCCAAGAUGACUCUUAUGCCUGGAGAAAAUUCCGACUAUGACUAUAGCGCCCUGAGCUGUACCUCAGAUGCUUCCUUCAACCACACGUUCUUUCCAGAAUCUGAAACCCUCAAGGGAGUGUUUUACCAAAGAGCCAGGCUCAUCCACCCUCAGGAGGAUCUCCUCAAAGGCUUCCAGCCCGACGACCGCAAGCGCCACAUCAUCAUCAACGUGGGGGGCAUCAAGUACCUGCUGCCCUGGACCACGCUGGACGAGUUCCCCCUGACACGCCUGGGGCAGCUCAAGUUCUGCACCAACUUUGACGACAUUCUGAACAUCUGUGACGAUUAUGACGUGACCUGCAAUGAAUUCUUCUUCGACCGCAACCCGGGGGCGUUCAGGACAAUCCUGACCUUCCUGAGGGUCGGCAAACUGCGGCUCCUGCGGGAGAUGUGCGCCCUGUCCUUCCAGGAGGAGCUGCUCUACUGGGGCAUUGAGGAAGACAACUUGGACUGGUGUUGUAAAAGGAGAUACCUGCAAAAAAUGGAGGAGCUCACAGAGAUUAAUGAGCGGGAGGAUGACCUCCUAGAAAAUGAAACAACAGGUGAAACAGUAGAGGAGACAAAAAUUGGUUUGUGCAUGAAAAAGUUGCAAGACAUGGUGGAAAGGCCCCAGUCUGGCCUUCCUGGAAAGGUGUUUGCGUGUUUGUCUGUUUUGUUUGUAACUAUUACAGCAGUGAACUUAUCCAUCAGCACCAUGCCUGACCUGAGGGAGGAGGAGGAAAAGGGUGAGUGUUCCCAGAUGUGCUACAAUAUUUUCAUUGUGGAGUCCGUGUGCGUGGCCUGGUUCUCCCUGGAGUUCCUGCUCAGGUUCAUCCAGGCCAAGAGCAAGUUCUCGUUCCUGCGGCGGCCGCUGACGCUGAUCGACAUGGUCGCCAUCCUGCCCUACUACAUCACGCUGCUGGUGGACACGGGCUCCGAGGGCUCCAGGAAGCCCAGCUCGGGCAACAUCUACCUGGACAAGGUGGGGCUGGUGCUGCGGAUCCUGCGGGCGCUGCGCAUCCUGUACGUGAUGCGGCUGGCGCGGCACUCGCUGGGGCUGCAGACGCUGGGGCUGACGGCGCGGCGCUGCACGCGCGAGUUCGGCCUGCUGCUGCUCUUCCUCUGCGUGGCCAUCGCGCUCUUCGCGCCCCUGCUCUACGUGGUGGAGAACGAGAUGGCCGACUCGCAGGAGUUCACCAGCAUCCCCGCCUGCUACUGGUGGGCCGUCAUCACCAUGACCACCGUGGGCUACGGGGACAUGGUGCCCAGGAGCAUCCCCGGGCAGGUGGUGGCCCUGAGCAGCAUCCUGAGCGGAAUCCUCCUCAUGGCCUUCCCGGUCACCUCCAUCUUCCACACCUUCUCCCGCUCCUACCUGGAGCUGAAGCAGGAGCAGGAGAGGAUCAUGUACAGGAGAGCGCAGUUCCUGCUGAAAGCCAAGUCUCAGAUGAGCAACGAGUCACAGGGCAGCGAGGUUUUGUUCACCACUCUCUCUUCCGAGGCUAGGGACAAUGAAUGAAGUUUAUGUUGCUGUUUCUCUUGCUGUCAUUGGAUCAGAUUCCAUCUUUUAAUUUACCUAACGAAGGUAAAUCCUUAUAUUAAAACCAAGAGAAGGAGCCCUAGGCAGGAUAUGGUUUAAGAAGUCUGUUAUUAUGCUGUUCCUUCCUCCCCCCAUAUAACAUAUAGGUCAGAACUUUCACUGAGAUCAUGCAGUGGAUUUAAGGAAUUAAAACUUCUCUGGCAAGAACAAAAAAAAAAAGAGAAACAUAUAAUUAUGUACUUGACAGGCUGUUUUGCCAUUUGUAAUACACAUUUUUCCAACCGAAUCACAAUGUACAUAAUCAUUAAACAGGCCACCAUUUUUCUUGUUCUUCUUGUAUAUAAAUAAUGUAAAUACAUCAGAAUUAACGGCUAAACUCCCUCCCAGUAAUACGUCUUAGAGCGUAAUGGAAAUAACCACAGAUGUUUGUCCCAUUGUGCUUUUAAAAAACGUCAAGUAAGAUUCUCCACUCGCCACAGAACCAGCUCCUUCUUUGCAAGCCAGCCCUAACCACAGCAGAGCAGAAGAAUCGAGCUGUUUAUGGCAUAACCUUGCUAAAAUGUUAAUACUCAGAGCUCACCAGCUUCAAAAUUGAAUUGAUGUUAUAGCAUUGAUCCGAUGCCAUCGAAUGCAACAUUCCAAGGAACAAAGCCUUGGAGUUUUGUAGCACUUAAUGUUAUUACCAAGAGGUGACUAGCUGCAAAUCCAGUGAAAUAUGCAUGAGGAGAUGCCAGCCUUCCCCACCAUCUGUUCCCACUUCACUGUCCCUCAGCUCUGCAAGGGAACUGGGCAAACUGGGGCCACCCCUUCCCACGGAGCUCUCGGCUCUGUGGCACGAGCAGGAAAUCUGUGCCCGUGGGAAGCUGCCAGGAGGGAAAAAGAAAAUGUGAUUUGAGUGAUGGAGGGGUGCCCUGAGAGCUUUGUGCUUCACUGUCCAUCAGGAGGGACUCAGGACAGGGUUAACUUCACUCUGUGGUGGUAAUGGGGAAGGUUUGGAAUAGGACAGGAAAAAGCAAUGAACCUAAAGCACAACCAGGCAUUGUUCAUCUUGGGCCAGCUCUGUGCUGAGGUCAGGGGGAGCACAGGGGAUAUUUGGGUUUGGCACAGGUUUCUCUGCAGGUUCAGGACAGACCCUGUUUAUUUUAGAGGGAGUCACCCUGACUUGCAGAACAGCUCAGGAGAAAAACUCCAGAACUUAAAAAAUAAUUAAAUCCACUUGUUUGAUUUCAUGUGUGCUUAGAGGUAAAGAAAAGCUGAUUUAAAGAGUUUCACCUAUUUUCCACUCUUUUUUACUUAAAUUACUUACUAGCAGUUAAGAGCUUGGGAAAUUUAGAAGUCCCCGUCACACUGACCAAUGAUUCUUUUGUUUUAAUUUUCAGAAGUACUAUUUCUUAUUGGCAUUUCUAGAGCAGGUUGUGAGAAAUGUCAGAAUGCACAAUGGUUUUAUGGUUUAAAUGAAGGCCAAGGACACAACAUUGUCCUUCCAAAAAAAGUAAAAUCAGUUUCUCAGUCUGUGCUGUUUGGCCAAGCCCACAGCAUGCUGAUUUUCUGUUCAAAUGUCUUUAAAAUACAAUUUGAAGCUGUUCUAAUGUGCUUGUUCCUGAAGGAAAAUUCCAAAACUUUUUAAAAUGCACUUUGCAAAUAAUUAGGGCUCUAGCAUUCUCCAGCCUGUGGUAGGGAAAUAUGCCUAUGGAACAUUACUGCAAAGUGCUAAAAUAUCCAGUCUAAACUCUUGGCAAUUAAUCCUGUGCAAAGCUGCAAACGAACCAGCUUCUCACUCUUGUUCUUCAUCUUUAAUUAGAGUUGGACAAAAAACAGGAACAUCGUGACAAAAAAUUCUUCUCCCCAUUUUUUUUUAAAUUUCAAAACUGUUUGAUCAUCUGGAGCAUUGGCUCCAGAACAAGUGCUAUGCAUCUUCUACCUUUGUGUCAGCGUUCGUUAUAAAAAGAACUGGUAAUUAGAUUAGUCCUGUGAGCAACAGUUGCUUAUCUAAGAAUGUGUUUGACAGGCUGAGCCAUAAAUGAGGAGCUGUAUGUGAAUAUAAGGAGAAAUCAAGAUUACCAAAUAAAACCUAAGCUCAUUUCCAUGUUCUGCUAGCUAAUAAAUGCUGUGGGGCCAUCCAUUUUCUCAUUGUCUUUACAUUAAUGCUCAUUUAUCUCAUGUGUCAAUUUUUUUUUAAUCCCACAACUAGAGCUUGAUUCUAAAGCCCUUGUCCAAUGAAAAUAAAAUAAAAAUAUCACCCUGGAGUUGGGUGUUGGUUGAGCAAAACUGUGAAAGCAUCUUGCCUGCUGUGAGUUGUGCCAGGGCAGGGACAGGGAAGGUGCUGGGGAUGUCCCCAGCCUGUGUCACACUGAACUUGGCAGCAGAGCUUGUACCCAGCUCAGCACCUGGGACUGCAUGGCAGGAGCCCACCUGCUGUGCUGCACAGGGCAAGGCUUGCUGUAGUCCUUGUGCUAAAUAAAUCCAGCUCAGAGGCUCCAGAGUGAAGCCCACCUGCUGUGUCCCAGCUCUCAGGUGAUCACUCUAUUAUUUGGAUUUUUAGUCAAAUCCAUGGGGAUUAUGGCUUGGCUCAAAAGCUGGCUGUUUCCUGUGACACAGCUGAGAGCUGUCACUCCUUGUUGGCUCUUCCAGCAAGUGCAGUCACCAGGACAGCUCCAACCCAAGCACUGGGAGCUCUGCUGCAGCCAGCAGGGCAGGGAGCUGCCCCAAGCAGAGUGUCUGGCACUGCUCUGACUCCUGCCCUGGCUGCUCUGGAGCCCCACAGCAGGAGCUCUGUUCCUUGGAUUCACACCGUGAUGGGUUCUCCUGCGUGUGCCUGUGCUCCUCCAGGAGCAGAAGGGUGAGGGUGGCACAGGGAGGGGGGCUCAGCUCUGAGCAGGGCCAGGCUGUGCCAGAAAGCACCAGCAAAGGAAAUUAUCCCCCUGCAGGAAAAUCCAGGUAAAGGAUUGUGUAGGGACACCUCUUCCUUGAAGGUUGUCUCAAGAAUCACAAUCACAGCUCCUUGGGACAGAACUUUAAAAUAUUUUAACAAAGAUUCUGUCCAAUUCAGAGGAGAACAGGAAGGAUCCAUAAAACCUGAGGAAGAAAAGUCCCUGUUGAAAGCAGAAUUUCCAGGUAAGAUGGUACAUGAAAUUCCUUUCUCCAAAAUCCUUCCCUUUCCAGCCUCCUCCUCCCUCAAAGCCCUUGGUGGGUGCAACACAGAAAUGAAGGCAGAGCCAUGUGGCUUCUCUAACAGCACAUCAGAGAAGGUGAGCUGAAACCAUUCAUAUUUUUUAAUUUGGUCAAGGUCUUAAGAAAUUCUCUGUAGGGAAUAUUUAGAGCUUGUCUCCUUUUGACCCUUUACAAUGUUCCUACUGUAAUUGAGCACCCCAGAUCUCCACACUCAGAGGCUUUAACAAUGUCUAAUUAAACAAAAAGCUCAUGCAGGGCUGAAUCACAGAUUCCCACAUUGUCAGAAGCACGUCUGGGAAGGAAACCUGGUGUGCUCCACACACUCCUGACUCGUGUGGGCAGAGAUUCAGCCUGAUGCAAAGCAGCAUUGUUUGCUGCAGUUUCACACCUCUCUUUUGGGUUUGCAACAGGCUGGAAAUGGAGUAGAUAAUUCUAAACUACAUAGAGUGAAUUGGCUAAUUGAAUAAGAAAUUAAAGAAUAAAAGAAGAGUCAAAUCUGACUUUGAAGACCAUGACAUCAAUCCCUGCUCACAUGAACCCCUGCCCUGAGCAGCUGGCUCUGGCUGGGGUGUCAGAGAUUUCAUUUUCACAGUCAUUACUCACCAUUUACUACCAGGAGUAGGUACAAUACUGCAUGGCCCAUUUCUUCUGUGUUAAUAGUUCUGUUGGCUACCUCAUGCAAGAUUUGAUUUAAUAUCUAUUUAUCCAGAGUAUCUAUUUAGUGGAUUUAGUAU